Loxodonta africana (African savanna elephant) is the source of this 5326-nucleotide messenger RNA. It is a transcript of the gene INPP5E, whose product is annotated as inositol polyphosphate-5-phosphatase E. The transcript is spliced from 11 exons. Lineage: Eukaryota; Metazoa; Chordata; Mammalia; Proboscidea; Elephantidae. Gene Ontology annotation, molecular function: inositol-polyphosphate 5-phosphatase activity; phosphatidylinositol-4,5-bisphosphate 5-phosphatase activity. Gene Ontology annotation, biological process: phosphatidylinositol dephosphorylation. The record is from RefSeq and is a predicted model, not a curated record. Bases 445 to 2325 code for a protein of 626 amino acids. Gene Ontology annotation, cellular component: nucleus; axoneme; Golgi apparatus.
GUCCGCAGUCCGCCUGCCGUCCGCCGGCGCCACGGUUACCAGGGAGCGAGGAGGCCGGGGCUGGGGGCGGCGCCCGCAGGUGUGAGGAGCAGCACCCAGGACACCCCUCAUUCAGGUCCUUCCUGGACUCUCCCCGCCCUGUCCACGGUUGACGGUCACUCCUGCCCAGCCGUCCUUCUGUAGCGUGGCCCAUGGAGUGCGCACUCCCCUCAGGUGUCUGUAGGUGACCCAGCACCUCAGGGUGUCCAGCCAUGCAGCUGACCCUGGCCUUUGGGACCACCCCAGGCUGGCGAGGAAGUCACUACCAUUGCUGCCCCCAUCCCAGGUAUUCUCCUGUGUGGCCCGCCCGGUGAGCCCCACCUGUGGAUCCCCGACACUGAGAUUAGGCCUUGUUGGCAGCCCACCAGGGAGGCUGCGCUGCCCAGGCAUGUGAGUCCCUGGACCAUGCCAUCCACCUCGGUGUCUGUGCCUCACGCAGAGGGGCUGCCGCAGCCAGGAGGCGCCAUGCUCAAGGGACAGCUUCCUACUGGAGACAAAGGCCUGGUACAGAAUCCUCCAGCCCCACCCCACACUGGGGGUCUCGAGAAGACCACCGCCAAGGACACACAGGCCAUGGCAAAGCCCCUCACUCCAGCGCCACCCUCCAGGCCCAGGCUGGAGCGCACCCUGUCCCUGGACGAGAAGGGCUGGAGGCGGCGGCGCUUCCGAACCAGCCAGGAAGACCUCUGGGACCAGGACAAGGCUGGUCCCUGCAAGGCUGCUCCCGAGGCCCCCACCUGCAACAGCUCGCCGCCUGGGCUGAGCACUUCCUUACAGGAGAUUCCCAAGUCCCGCCGGGCUCCGGGCAGCCCUUCCUCAUGGGGUAACUGCCUCUCGGGCACGAUCAGCACAUCCCUGGACCUGCUGCACAGAGAGGCCACCACUGUGGGGAGCUCCCCGAGGCUGACCAGCAUGCUCCCCCCAUGCCCACUGCCCACCAUGGACCUGAGUGUCUCCUCGGACUCACUGAGGUUGGCCAACAAGGUGGACCCUGACCAUGACGAUUUCCGGCGUCGGGUGCAGAAGAAGCUGGUCCGGGCCCACAGCAGCUUGGGCCCUGGCCGGCCCCGCAGCCCCGUGGCCUGCGAUAGCUGCUCCCUGCACUCAGCCAAGUCCUCCUUCAGCCUCUUGGCGCCCAUCCGCGCCAAGGACGUCCGUAGCAGGAGCUAUCUGGAGGGCAGCCUCCUGGCCAGCGGGGCCUUGCUGGGUGCGGACGAGCUGGCACGGUACUUCCCAGACCGGAGUGUGGCCAUCUUUGUGGCCACCUGGAACAUGCAGGGCCAGAAGGAGCUCCCACCCAACCUGGAUGAGCUCCUGCUGCCCGCCGAGGCUGACUAUGCCCAGGACAUGUACGUCAUCGGAGUCCAGGAAGGCUGCUCCGACAGGCGGGAAUGGGAGACGCGCCUGCAGGAGACGCUGGGCCCCCACUACGUGCCGCUGCACUCGGCGGCCCACGGCGUGCUCUACCUGUCUGUCUUCCUCCGCAGGGACCUCAUCUGGUUCUGCUCAGAGGUGGAGUGCUCCACGGUGACCACGCGCAUUGUGUCUCACAUCAAGACCAAGGGGGCCCUGGGCGUCAGCUUCACCUUCUUUGGCACCUCCUUCCUCUUCAUCACAUCCCACUUCACCUCUGGAGACGGGAAGGUGGCGGAGCGGCUGCUGGACUACACGCGGACCAUCCAGGCCCUCGCCCUGCCCAAAAGUGUACCUGACACCAAUCCCUACAGGUCUAGCCCUGCGGACGUCACCACCCGCUUUGAUGAGGUCUUCUGGUUCGGGGACUUCAACUUCCGACUGAGUGUUGGGCGGGCGGUCGUAGAGGCGCUCCUGAGACAGAAGCUGGAGAUGGACAUGUCAGCCCUGCUGCAGCAUGACCAGCUCACCAGGGAGAUGAAGCAAGGUGCCAUCUUCAAGGGCUUCCAGGAGGCAGACAUCCACUUCCUCCCCUCGUACAAGUUCGACAUUGGGAAGGACACCUAUGACAGCACUUCCAAGCAGAGGACACCCUCCUACACGGACCGGGUAGUGUACAGGAGCCGCCACAAGGAUGACAUCUGCCCGGUCAAGUACUCAUCCUGCCGCAGCAUCAGGACGUCCGACCACCGCCCCGUGUACGGCCUGUUCCGUGUCAAAGUGAGGCCCGGGAGAGACAACAUCCCACUGGCUGCCGGCAAGUUCGACCGGGAACUAUACCUCAUAGGGAUCAAAAGGCGGAUUUCAAAGGAAAUUCAGAGACAGCAGGCGCUGAAGAACCAAAACUCUAGCGCCAUCUGCACGGUUUCCUGAGCAGGGACUGGACAGAGCAACAGGUCCUGACCCAGAUCACUGGAGACGAAGAGCACUUGGCCGUGGUCCACAGUGCGGUCUACCGAGCUGUCCGCAGGCUGCAGCCCUGCCUGCUGAGGCGCUGACACACAGCAGUGCAGACGGCAGGAGCCGUGGUGUGUCCCUGUCCCAGGAGGGACGCUGUCCCCGAGAACGAGUCACAUUCCUCCAACUAAGUAAGCCCUACGUGCGUGUAACGUGGCAAUCCCACUGACCCGCUGGGCCUCCCCUCUAAGGGCAGGCUGAGCUGCGAGCCGACCGGGCAGCGUCCCGCACUGGGCGCCCUGGGGUACGUGCUGAGUCGGGGUCAGCCCUGAGCCGCUAACCCACUCUGAAGCCAGCGGUAGACAGCCCCCUCCACCUUCCUGCGUGUCUUCACGCCUGGCCCCAGCGUCUACCAGCCCCCUGGACUGCCUAAGUGCACAGCCUCCAGCAGCCCCCCAGCACCACCCCACAGCCACACCCACCACCCCACGACCAUGGCCACGUCCCCAUCUACUCCUGGGACCCACAGGGUAAGAUGGGCAGAUGCAGGUGGCCUCUGGGGCCUCGGAAUUCCCUGGGCUUUUAAAACCCCCCUGAGCUGAGUCAGUGUCAGAGCCCAAAGCCAGUCAACUUCCUAGGACACGACACGGGCCCCUGCUAGGUAGCGAGCCCCCCACGUUUGGACAAGUGAGAGCCCCAUUGUAAGGGCCGCCCUCCAGCUGAACGUGCUGACCACCUCCGUUUUCUCUGCCGUGCCCCCACCCGGUCCCAUGGGAAUGUGCCAUGGCUUUGGCGAUUCGGACCACUGACUGUAAAGUCACCACAGGCAGCGAUAGCGGCCGCCCGUUUCCUCGCCUACAAAACUGGAGCUUAGAGUCGGCCGCCUUGCUAAGCCACCAUGUUCCGGAAAUCUCUAGUAAAAAAGAGGGCUGGGACUGUCAGUGUGCUCUGACCCCACCCUGAAAACCGUCAGCGUAGAUGUGUAAAGACCGAGGGGCUUCUAUCUAGUCUUUCAAAUUAUUUAUUUUUCCAUACUUAUAUUUUUAAAUAAAUGCAUAUAUUGAAUGUUAACUCUUUCUGGCCAAAGAUCGAAUUUUGGAAGGAAACAAUCUGUGUGCACACCUGUUCUUAGAAUGUUGUCAUUUUUAAGAAGCUGUAAAGUUCAGAGCUGAGUCUUGGCUACCAGCUGCUGACCACAAUCUGAUGCCGUGGCUUUAAAAUCAGGUGUUCCCAAGCGAACGACCCAGCGGUAAGCAUUAGCUGGCAGACGGCCUUUUCUAGGGGGGAUUAGUAAACCAUCGUGAAAAUAUGAAAAAUCCAUUUCCCAUGAGUCAUACGUGAAGCUUUCAGCGUCAGCUUCCAGAUCUUGGAACGCAGGUUUUCAGCAGCUCACCCCCACCCUUAGAGACGUCCCACCGGCGUGGGCAGCCGUCCCCCAGCUCUCAAGAAGCCAUUCAGAUGUUGGUGGCGCAAUUCUGCUUCAGUGAAGGUCAUACAUUUGGACGCAACUAGUGGAAAACCUGUCACACAGAUUUUGGUGGUAACGGGGCUUGAGCUGAGGAGUGGGGCGCUGGCAUGACUCCACAGCCCCCUCACCAGAUGCCAACUCUGUGACGUGAGGGGCAGAGGGCAAUGUCGGGGUCACCACAUCCAGCAAAUCACAUCCUAGGUCAGAGGUGAAGUACUCCUCACUAGCCGUUAAGAGUUCAGAUGGAAGUAAUUCCACCUGGAAAGUUAAGAUCCGUGUUAACGCACACCGUCAGCCAGGUCCUGGAAAACAAGCUGCGUGAAGAACCGCGAAGUGCGAGCCCAGGGAGGAGGGGGAGGCAGGGGCCUUCACCUUCACAAGACCCACCUCUUCUUGCCCACGAUCCGUCACUCAUCCCAAGGGGGUGGGUACUACCGGUUGAGUCUGGCAAUGCCAGGGAGCCAGCAGGGCAGGGGCCGGGGAGGUGGACAGGAGGUGACCCCCAGCACAUUGGCAAAUGCUAAUCGUGUUUCAGGCUGGACUGAGUUGCCUUGCGAUGAGUACAGAGAAGGCUGGGGCCUGGACCAGAGUCUCCAGACAUGGAGGCCAGGGAGGUAGGGGACAGGGCUGCACAUAAGUAGGACUGGUAGAAGCAGCACCUGGAAGCCUGUGAGGUCAGGUCAACAGGCCUGGGGGUGACCACUGGACUGAACAGCGUGGCAGUCAGUGGAGACUUGGAAAAGGGCAGUUUGGGUGGGAGGUAGGGUGAAAACGGGACAGGUAGGGGCUUCGAGAGAAAAACCAAAGAGUGAGAAAAACUAAAGAAAAGCGUUGAUGACUUGUGAGAGGAGCCCUCGGUCAGGGUGGCUCGAGCUGGGAGGGAAGGGGUGGAGGGCUGGUGGUGCCCGGUGCCUACAGAGGCCAGAUGUGUGGUGAUGCAGAAGAGUGGGAGGAGCUCACAGAGGGCCCCUCAGAGCAGGGACCGGAGACUCGGUGAUGGUCAGGCUCUGGGGAACAAUUUUCAUGUAAAAACAAACACAGCUGAAAAACAGGUCACAGGGAAUGGCUUUUGUUACUUCAUGUUCCUUCCCUCCACUAAUAGAAACUAUGCCUAAAAACAGCACCGUCUCCAGCUUGGUGGAGUGUGUCAGGUCUGGCUGACAGUAGUUUCUAGAAUGUCAGCACAGCUGCUGGGUGUUUAGGAAGCACAUCGAUACUUUGCCACAACCUGCUCUGAAGCGGAGCUCUAGCCCUAAGGAGCCCGCUCUCCCUCCUCCCGGCCUGUGGACCAAGGCCAACAUACCCGUGUGUGGGCAAGCUGAACAGGUGUGCUGCCAGGUCUGGGGGGCACCCUCCUUCCAGAGUGGUCACGGCAGGAAAAGGGCUUCAGACUCACACACCCCACCCAUGUCCCCUGCCCAGGCACCAGGGGCCGGGUUACUCAGAGCUACUUCCGCUGGGAACCGGGGUGUAAAAAAGCUGCAACAGGCACUGGGGGAUGAACAGGUU